Messenger RNA from Scheffersomyces coipomensis, 753 nucleotides. Its product is annotated as SDR family oxidoreductase. The transcript has a single exon. Gene Ontology annotation, molecular function: oxidoreductase activity, acting on the CH-OH group of donors, NAD or NADP as acceptor. The record is from RefSeq and is a predicted model, not a curated record. Bases 1 to 753 code for a protein of 250 amino acids. Lineage: Eukaryota; Fungi; Ascomycota; Pichiomycetes; Serinales; Debaryomycetaceae.
AUGACUGGUCAAACUUAUUUUAUCACUGGUGCAAAUCGUGGUAUUGGCUUAGAAAUUACGAAGUACUUACUCGCUUCCAAUCCAGAGAAUAAGAUUAUCGCUACCGUUCGUGAUGUUUCAAAAGCAACUGCCUUAAAGGAAUUAAGUAAGAAUGUUAUCGUAUUCUCUCUUGAUUUAGGUAGUCAAAAAUCAAUUGAUGCAAUUCCUUCUGAAUUAGAAAAGAUUAAGAUUGAUACUAUUGAUGUCUUUGUUUCAAAUGCCGCUAUUGCAGAUGCUUAUCUUACUGUACUUGAUUGUCCAAAAGAUAAAUGGUUAGAACAUUAUGAAAUCAACGUAUUAGCUCCGAUUUCAAUCUUCCAAAAGGUUUAUAAAGCAGUAGCUAAUUCAACUACUAAGAAGGCUGUAUUCAUUUCAUCCACAGUUGGUUCUCUUACUAGAUACGUCCCAACCCCUAUGAGUGCUUAUGGUCAAUCUAAGGCUGCGCUUAAUUUUUCAGUUAUUGAGUUGAGUGCCGAAUUAAAAUCUGAGGGUUUCACUAUUGCUGCUAUUUCACCAGGUAUUGUUUCCACUGAUAUGGGUAAUUAUGGAGGUGAAAAAAUCAAAGUUAAUUCUCCUGAAUUAAUCGAAGCAGUUAAAGAUUAUAUCUUAACUCCUGAACAAAGUGGUAUCGCCGUUGGUAAAGUUAUUGAAACCUUAAGUGAAGAGGAUAAUGGUAAAUUCCUUGAAUUUGAUCAUACUAGUGUUCCUUACUAG